Varroa destructor (honeybee mite) is the source of this 40453-nucleotide messenger RNA. RefSeq lists its product as uncharacterized. Gene Ontology annotation, molecular function: protein binding. The record is from RefSeq and is a predicted model, not a curated record. NCBI's taxonomy places the organism in Eukaryota, Metazoa, Arthropoda, Arachnida, Mesostigmata, Varroidae.
ACAGACGGCGGCCUUGCGGCAACCUCAGCCAAGCCGCCCACUGCGACCCGGAGAAAUGCUGCCCCAAGUGCCCAUGUCGCCGAUAUUGGUACGCCAACCUGGAGUAUCUGGCAUACAAAUGAUCACCCCGCAGUUUGCAGCAGAACGACAGCCUCGUGCGCCACAACAUCCUGCCUAUAUUCGGCCAGGACAUCCAUCAUACAGGCCUGUUUUUGCUGUUGCGACUACACAACCAAGGCCACAGAAACCUGACGAAUACCUCGUCCCUGCGGAACAACCUCAGUAUCCAGAGGAAAUGCUUGUUCAUGCUCCUCAAAAGCCCAUUGAAGUUCAUAUGGUGCCUACUCGAGCGGGCCGCUGGGUUCCGGCACUUAAAAUUUCUGAACUGGGUACCGCGCCCAAAUUCACGUGUCCUUUAGAAGAGGUUCUCGUCACUCAAGGUCAACCUGCAACAUUGGAUUGUCGGGUGGUCGGCAAGCCGAAGCCAAAAGUCACAUGGUUUAAGGAAGGAGAGCCGCUUGAGCGGACGCCUGAAGUCUGUGUUUCGUAUGAUACUGAAGGUACCUGUCAAUUAGUCAUUCAACACACUGAACAGGAACAUUUCGGACAUUACUAUGUAGAGGCUAAGAACCGAUAUGGGGUCGAUGUGACUCAUGCAGAACUUGUACAAAUUGAUAUGAAGUCACGUGAGCCAAUCCGGAAGGUUGUAGAGCCCUCAACGCUAAAACUAGACUUUAUUCCUAUGAAACCCAAGUUUGAAAUACCGCUGCAGAAUAUCGUGCAGCCACUUGGUACGCCUAUCACGCUCGAGUGCGUGGCACGUGGAAGGCCACGUCCGGACGUUGUGUGGUUCCACAAUGGUCAAAAGGUGGAGACAACGCCUUCCCAAUACGAGGUAACUGUCAUGUAUGACCGUUGCCUAUUGCACAUUAUCGAAUUGAACGAGGAAACCAAAGGAACAUACAGUGCACGAGCCACAAAUGAGGCCGGCGAGGAACUUACCACUUGUGUUCUCGAUAUUGGAGAGCCAGAGCCGUUGGCCCUCCUCGAUACAUCGAUGGACUCGGUGUCGGUCUCGGAAUCAUAUGACGACUCCUUUAUGUCUGUGAGCCGUUCAAAAUACCACAAGAAAAAGACGAUUAGUGAGUUGCAGAUGGCGCCUUGGGUACGCAAACCAGGUCCACAGACAUCUUCUUUGGAGUGGAAUGAGAGCGCCGAUGAAAGUUUCCUCGACGUUGAUCGUAAACAAUGGCAAACUGAAAGGUUCGUGUCACACGCUGAUGUACGCCGUAUCAAGAAAUUGCGCCAGAAGCAAGAUACAGAAACGGCCGAGUGGACGGAGGCGAUAGACGAAAGUUCCAUCAAUGUCGACCGUAAGCAAUGGGAGAUGCAGCGACAUGUUUCUGAACUGUCGAAAAAGAUCACGCGCAGGCCCCACAUUACCGAGCUCGAUGAGAAGAAAAUCAUCGAAGAGUUCGUCAUAAUCGAGAAAAAAGAGACCAAGAAGGAAGAACUGGUUUCGCAGACCAGCACAAUUGAAGAAGGCCCGAAACCUGAGACAGCUGACGUACAAUAUUAUGAAAGAUUACGUAAGCCUUUGAAGAAGAAAGAGCCCGAAUUUGUGCGCAGACAAUAUAUAUCCGAACUUAGUCCAGAAGAACUGAUUGAAGAAGUCAUCGAACAGCCCAUAAGGGAGAAACCUGCCGCGGUGGUCGAACCUCCAGACGUAAGCCAUAUCGCUGAGGAAACGAUAUUGGAAGAAGUCAAAGAGCCUUAUGAGAAGAGGGUCUAUGUGUCAGAGCUCAAGCCGAUUGGUAAAAAGGCCAAACCCAAGAAACACAAGCCUGAUACGGCUAUCGUACCUGAAGAAACAGUAAUCGUUGUCAAAAAGGAGCAGGCUCGUCAGGGUACCAUCGAAACGCUUCUGUUGGAGGAGAGUGCAAUGCCGGCGCUGCUUAAGCCACUGGUGAUGAAACCGGCCGAGCAACCCGAAAUCACAGAGGUGGUCGAAGAGGAAAUUAUGCUGAAAAAGAAGAAGCCUGAGAAACCUAGAGAGUCUGUUCCUCAGCACAUUGAAGAAGUCGAAGAGAUCAAAGAAGAAAUCGUAACGAUCAUACCUAAGAAAGAGGAAGUAUCGCAAGUAGUAACUGUCGAAUCCAUCGAGCACAAACCAGUAGAGUUCGAAGUCCGACAGAAGCCGAAACGUAAAGUUAGCUUUGCUUCUAUAGCCCAAGAAAUACCUGAAACGGUGGCGAUUGAGAAGGAACUCACAUCGAAGGAGGUAGAAAGAGUCACGGUAACAGAGGAAAUUAUCUCGCUAAGCAAGAAACCAGAAAAGAAAAAGCCAAAACCGACAAAAGAGAAAAGGCCAGAGGAGGUGAAAGAAGUCGUUCAGACUAUUGAAAUCGUUGCCAAAGCCAAGCCUGAGCCGAAAUCGACGGUGAUUGUCGAAAGCAAGGGUCUUCCCCAACCGGAAAUCGAAGUUAAACAGGACAAGAAACCAGAAAUAAAGGUCGACUCCAAGGGUAAACGCGAACCCAAGCCAGAAACCACCAUCGUUGAAGCAAUCAAGAAAUACGAAGAUAUAAGAGAGAAACAGAUCGAGCAAAUCCAGCCAGAACGUCUUCAAAAAGAGGAGAUGACCGAAAUAAUAGAAGAGGUCUCUGUAGUGUCGGAAAAAGUUGAGACGGUACCCAUUGAAGAGGAAACAAUCGACGUGGAAACAGCGGUCAUCAUGAAGAAAAGAGUGACGGAUAAAACGACGCCGAACAUGACGAUUGAUGUAAUAACCCUUAAAAAGAAACCAGAGUAUCCUGAAGUUACGGCUACGUCUCUUGGGUAUCCUGAAUUGGAAGUCAAGCAAGUGCUUCCGAUCGAGUUUGUGAUUGACUCUCGCGGUAGGAGGCGUUCCACAAUUGAGCAACAGAUUAUAGAAAUAACUAUGGAUAAAGAUAAAACAGAGACCAAAAAGACCAGAAAAGUGAGAACAUUGAAAGAUGGAACUACUAAAAAGGUGGUAGAGUUCAAUAUUGAAAGGCUCUCACAAAUGGAAAUCAAACCUCAGGAGUUUAAUAUUACCUGGACACCAGAUCAGGUAACCGAUACAACAGAGACCUUUGACGCGGGUACCCUGCAAGUGCGUAAAGCGAUUAGGACCAUUCAAACUCCAAGCAAAGAAACGAUCGAUGCAUGUAAAAUUACUGAGUUUUCACCUUCACCUCAGCUACACAGCAUUAAAGGCUUAAUCGUGGAACUUCCAGAGGAAAUACCAAGAAUCAGGGGCUUGCAGCAGGUCGAGACACCAAGUGAGCAGACAGUUACAAUCAUUGAGUCGCCUUCCAGGAAAGGUAAAGUUGUUGAAGAGGGUACCAGAAAACCAGAUGGAAGAGUGAAGAAAACCAUCACUAGUACCGAGACAAUCAGCCAAAUGCCGACAGAGGAGGAGUUUGAGAAACAAACUGAAACAAUAACCCUGAAUGUUGCUAAAGUGAGCAAAGAGAGAUUAGUGAGGAAGCAUUUGUUGGAUGAUAAAACUAUUGAAGCAGAAAUAAUGGUUGAAAGCACAGUAUUUAAACCGGACUCUCCCAGCAUUUCUGUGGCGUCCGUUGGUUUCCCUGAACUCGAAUUGCAACAGAAGUUACCUAUCGGCCUCGACUCGCGAGGCAGACCGGAAGACAUUUUCGAAGAAACAACGCUCAUCUCAAUGAAUAGUAAAGGACAUCCUAAAAAGAAAGUUACAUCGAAGAAAAGGCGACCUGAUGGAGUUGUCGAACAGCACAUGCAGGUGUUUGACGAUGCGUCUUUGCCAAUUGAUACAAUAGAACAGGAGACUAAAGUUCUGGACGUUGGUACGAUCACAAGGACUGUCGAGAAAAGGCAACCGUCAAAUGCAGUAUCCGAGGAACUCGUUGAAACGACCGUGUUCACACCGAAACCCAAAUAUUAUAAUAUCCGGCUCGAUCAGAUCGGGAUAGAGGAAAUGCAGUUCAUAGAAGUUCUUCCCGAAAAAUAUGAUCUAACAGGUAGGCCCCUUGAAGACAUAUGCGAAGUGACAGAAGAAACAAUUGCCUCGCCCGAGAGGCUAACCAAAAAGAAAACAAAGAAAACUCAUAAAGUGGAUGGUACAAUAGAAAAGGUUGUUGCAACAACAGCUUUACACAAGAUUGAUCGACCAGACCUUGACUCAACUAGCACCGAGGAAAUUCAAUUACUAACUCGUGGUAAAAUUAAGAAGACCAAAAAGAAAAUGAAUUUAUCAAGAGAGAACGUGAUUGAACAUGUUGUCGAGACUGUAGUCGUACAUUCGAAGGAGCCUGAAAGGCCCGUUACAUUGACCUCGUUAGGUUAUCCCAAAGCGGACGUAGGACAGCUGGCAAGGAUAACAGUUGAAGAGCUUCCCGAUAAGGCAACAGAGAUAAUCGAGAAGAAGGGCAAACGCACAAUAAAGAGGAUUACUAAACAGCCGAAAGGGACUGAUGAACGUGGCAACGAGAUAGUGAUCGAAAAGCUCGUGGUGACGCUUCCUGAAGAUGCUGAGGUUACUCCCUGCGAGUUAUCCGAAACCAUCGAGGAGGUGCCUUCAGGAACGAUUACUAAAAGGCGAAAAACGAUAAAAAGACCAUCACUUAAUGUUAUCGACAAGACCGUCGAAAUGAUUGAAUACACACCGCGAACGGCAUAUGUGUUGACACCCGUAGAACUCUUUGACUACCCCUCGCUGCAAGCAGUGUUAACAAAUUUCCCUAAAACUGGAAAGGUUCCCAGAAAGGAGACCCACGAGACGGUCGUCGAAAAGCAAAAGGUAAACAACCAGAUCAAGCGUGAAAACAAGAUUGAGCGUAUCCGAAAACCCGAUGGAUCCGUGCUCUUCAUUGUUGAAGAGGAAACUUAUCCGAUCCAUGAGUUCGAGGUCACUCCUGAGACAGAUGUGACUAAAAUCACUGAACAGAAAAUUGACCUCCACGGAGCAACAGUAUAUAAGGAAAAUCUUACGCGAGAGAAGCGACAAGGCAAUAUAGUAGAAAAGUUAACCACGGAUACCACUUGCCUCAAGGUGGAUGACAAAAUGCCUGAAAUCACAGCCGAGUCGAUCGGAUACCCUGAGAUGACUUCCAAAGACGUUGAAAAUGCUCCUAUAAAAAUAUCAUCUACAACUACUGAUAGCAAAAUGGGCCGUAAGAAAACGACCAAAAUCAGGAAGGAAAAGAAACCCGAUGGAAGUGUCGAACGCACAAUCGAAAUUCUUGAGGUGCGACCCGAUAUCUUAGAGUUUGUGCCAUUUACAUUUGACGUCUCCCAAAAGGAAGCCUUUAUGGAGACAACUGAAGAAUCAAUUGCACUUGAAGGCGUUCACAUUCAGCGUCAAAAAGAGAAAACGUGUGAUUUUCAUAAAGAGGGAGAAAUCGAAAUUGUUGAAACCGUUAGUUCAAUUCUAAAACCGACAAAUACGGAGCGUUUUGUGGAUGUAACUAGUUUUGGGAUACCUGAAUUCGAAUUUCUGGACAAACGACCAGUUGAAAUAGACGCAAGAAAUCAGCCGAAACAAACUACCGAAGUUACUGCGGAGACCAUUAAAGAUUCUCGAGGAAAAGUGACGACAAAGAAGAGCAAAAAAGUUAGGAAGCCUGACGGAAGUAUUGAGCAAACUGGCGAGAUUUCAGAAGUCUUCCCAGAACAUUACGUUCUCAGCGACACAACUGCCCCAAGCGAAGAGAUCACCGAAACUACUAUCGAAUUCGAACCUGGAAAAAUAACUAAGAAAAAGAAGUCUGUGAGCAAGGAUGACAAAAAGGAGCCAGAACAAACCGAACUUGAAACCAUCAUUUUCACUCCAAAGAAAACCAAAGAAGAUGAACAUGUUACCAUCGAUACGGAAUCAAUAGGAUACCCCGCUAUUGAAGUUCGUCAGCUUCUGCCAAUAGAAACGGAUUCAAGCGGCCAACAAAUGCCUGUUUUUAAUGAAACCACUAUUGUGGAAAUUACACACGAUAUUAAGAAAACAAUAAAAAUUAAAAAGGUUCGUCAACCUAAUGGAACAGUUGAAACGGUUACCGAAAUGGAACUUAAAAAGCCACAGGAGGGUGAUUUGAGGCCCAGCAGAGCUGGUGAAGCACGACCAGAAAGCAUAGUCACCGAGAAAACCGUACUUGACGGUGCGGAGAUUAUGAAAGAAGUAAUAACUAGUUCUAAAAUAGCAGAUAUUCCCGCUUACACUGUAGAGACGAUUAAAUUCAAGCCACAUCCAAAGUACUUUAGAUUAGUAACUCCCACGAAAGUAGACCUUCCUGAACUUGAGAUGAGCGUGCCUCUGGGAGGUCAAACCAAGCCAAUUACUGAGGAGAAAGUUGAAUAUGUUAAGCCAAUCGACUGCCCAAAACUCAAAAAGGUAACCAAAAAGACUCGCCAGCCUGAUGGAAUUAUAGAACAAGUAACGGUUACUAAACCCGCCACAGAUAUGCCUACGGAAGAUCAGCCGAAGGAAAGGGAAGUUUUGCCAGAAGGUACUGUCAUUUCUGUAGAGAUGAAUAAGAUCGAAACGGAAUGCAGUAUUGAUUCUGGAGUCACCGAGAUGCCCGAUUCGAUAAAGGAAUUAAUUCAUUAUACCAUCGAAGAUAUAGACGACGAGGAAAUUAAAAAGACGGAAGUAUAUCUAGAUGAUCGCAAAAAAAUUGCGGUUGAGGAAGAGGUCAUUGACAAAGCACCGCUUGCAAAAGAAAUGGCAUCUCUGAUCGAACAGUCGAGUAUAGUGCUCGAGACCGGCCGUGUGGAUAAAAAGAAACUGAUCAAAACAGUUACUGCAGAAGACGAGGGUCCGAAGGAAAUUAUAACUGAGAUAUCAAUUUAUCAGCCCAAGCCCGAGUUCCGCGACGUGGCUUUAACAUCAAUAGGCCUUCCGGAUUUUGAAGUGAGACCCCACAUACCCAUCGAAAUCAUGGAUCGUGAAGUAACUGAACAAAUUCUCGAGGUACGAAGGAUGAAGAAACGCGGUAAAGAUGUUAAAAUUAAAACUGUCACUAAGAAAACUAAGCAACCUGACGGAACCGUUAAAAAAAUUGUCGAGGAAAUGGAAGUCAAGGAAGAAUCGGCGGCAAUGGAAGAACUUCUACCAGGGAGCGCAGAAAUGCCGCAAGACGUUAAACGGCAAACCACGGAAGAAGAGGAGAUUAUUCCAGGUGUUCUCGAAUUCUUGACAAAGCGUCUAAAACCACGCCGCGAACUUACCCGCAUAUAUACAGAUCGCGCUCCAGAGGACCAGUUCAUUACCGUAUCAGAAAGCGAAAUCACACUUGAAGUUGCCGAUAUUACUGAGAAAAAGGUUAUCAGAAAGAAGCCUAAAUGGAGACACAUUCCAGAGCAGUUGUCUCUGAUUGAAGUGACAGUACUAAGGCCAAGACCGUCAGAGCAUGAAGUUACACUCGAGGCUCUCGGCUAUCCAGACCUAGAGGUACUGCAAACAAUUCCCGUUAAGACCGACUGGCAAGGAAGACGAACAUCGAAUGUGACAGAAGACCGAGUACUUCUUACUAUCGAUAACGCUGGAAAACCGAGAAAAAGAACUAUUAAAAAAAUUAAAAUGCCUGACGGAAGUAUAGAACGGACCGUGGAAAGCACUAUCGAAACAGUAGACGAAUGGGAAACUGUCUCACAGAUUUACGAAUUGCCUGAACCUAUUGAGCGAACCGAAGAAGUUACAUUUGACACUGGUAAGUUGACUGUGCAAAAAGCCACUAAGCAAGUGAAGAGUCCGGAUGGAAAUGUCUGUCAUGAAACUACCGAAACAUGGGAAUUCAAACCGAAAGUAGAAUAUUUCUCUCUAAUCACACCUGAAAGAAUCCAUCAUCCGGAGAUGUGUGUUGUAGAAGGUACCCCCGUCAAUAAAGAUAUGUAUGGUAGACCUGUUUCCGACGUGGUGGAGGAGUGUACUACAAUCGUUAAUCUACCCAAUAAGAAAGUGACCACUGUUGAGAAAAAGAAGAAAAAGAAAGAUGGUUCAUAUGAACGAAAUGUUGUAACUCUCAUGGAAAGUGUUGCACCUUUAGAAACGCCAUCUUACGAUCAGAUCGUAGAGCAAACGAUCGAGCUCAAUGUAGCUAAGAUUAGUAAGCAUAAAGCUCAAAGGCGAUCGUUUAUUAGGGAUACGGUAGAUAGCGCUGAGAAACGUGAAAUUACUACUGAAAUCAUUCGUUUAGAGCCGAAAACAUCAAUGCAGGAUAUUAGUUUUACUUCAAUAGGAUACCCAGAACUUGAAAUAGUCAAACCUAUCCAAAUCGAGGCCAUUUCAGUAAAACGAGAUACUUCACACGAGUCAUCCAUGAUUUAUUUCGACGCAAAAGGUAAACCGAAAAAACGCACAACAAAAACGACUGUCACCAAAGGGGGCGUAAUCACCCAGAAAGUUAAAACAGUUGAUCUUCCUGCGCACACAUAUGAUUUGUCGGAGGCCCAUCCUGGCGAUGUGAUUGAAGAGACGAGUAUCACGAUGGAUAAGAAAGUCAAGAAGACAAGGCGCAAGGCUAGCAUUGUUACCAACGAAGGUGAGAUCGUUGAACGUACCAUCACUGUCUACCUCACGAUUCCGCAUACAUACACCAUUAGGGAACCGACGCAUGAAGUCAUCGAAGAGAGUAUCGAGGAAAUAUACGUUCCUGAUGGUCGUACCGCUACGGUAAUAACAAAGACGAGACAGAAAUCUGAUGGAACUCUCGAAACAACUAUAGAAGAGCUCAUUCCUCGAAAAUCUGAGCCAAACGGUACAAGAAGGAAGACUCCUCGUUCCCUGAUCCAAGAUGUGGAAGAAAUCGAAGGUGUCGUCGAAGUGACCGAAACUGUUCCCCACGAAGUGAUUUAUGAAGAAGCUACUGAGAAGGUGUUAACACAGCUUAAAGAUGGCAGACCAGAAAGGGACAACAAAAAGCCAGUAACAGAAGAGGAAACCAUAAUCGUUCAACGUCCGGAUGGAAGUACGGAUGAAAUAACUACAGUUCGUAUAAGGCAGGGUGAUAUAAUUACACAAUCAUAUGAAGUCUUUGAGGAGACGCCGAAGCCCACGAAACCGAACAAGCCAUCGAGAAAAACUGCGAUUGAAGAGAUUAUAGAGGUCGUAGAAGAGCCCGUGCUUUUCGACUAUAAGCUGAACGAACAAAUGGUUACAUCUAAGAUAGAAGAUACUGAAGAGCAGCCUACGAAACUGAAAGAACAACUAACGGAGAAUAAAGAUCAAGAACUUGAAAACCUUCCAUUUGAUGUACGUAAAAUUUCAUUGGGCCAUUUAGUACUCAAGACGCGCUCAUCGGAAAAGAAGGCUUCUAGAAAAGAGAAAUAUGUUGAAUAUAUCGAGACCUUACGAGAUAUUGAAGUGAUCACAGAGGUUGGGACAGUAGACAAACAAAAACAAACCCAUGAUGUAGUCGUUGAAAGCGCAAGCUAUCCCAAUCUUGAACAAAGAUUUAAGCUGCCAGUGGAGAUCAGUUCGCAAGACACAACGACUAGACGCGUCGAAACAGUCAUCGAAAUGCUUUCAAAAGAGAGAAAGCACGCGUCAGUUCAAAUAGUCGAAUUCGAAGAAACACCCGGCAAAGUAUCAGAUACUGUUCCAAAAGAUGAAAAAAUGUCCGUAAUAGAAACAACAGAUCUCGAGCCAUUUGAGACUACUGAAACACACACAACUCCCAUAACAUUAGCAGGUAAGCCACUAAAGAGGAAACCAAAGAAGCCCGCUUUAGAGGAGUUUGUUGUGACUUCGAAAAGACCCGUGAUAACGUUCGAUAUAAAGGAGCAGGAAAUUACAGAAACGAAAUACGACAUUGUUGUCGAAAGCACUGUAUACCCAAUUGAGUUCGAAGUUGAACAGACCAUACUAAGACCUAUUGAGACCCAAACAGAGACCAUAGCGACUCAGAGGAGAGAGCUUCUUGAGAUAGAAACAACCCCAAGAAGAUUAGUUGGGACCAGGGAACAAAUUGUUAAACACCCGAUUAAAAAGGAUUCAGUAACAAAAUCUAUUACUAAGGUUGUAACGUAUCCAGAUGAUGCAAUUGAGGAAAGGUUGAUGACUGAGCAACCUGAAGAGGGUUAUAUUCUUAAAUUUAUUGAAGAGAAGCCGAAAGAAGCUCCGAAACAGCAGUCUAAACAGCCGGCCUCGGAAGAGCACCCUCUAAAACUAGCAGUUGAAACUACGGCGGAGAUAAUUCUUGAGACUGAAAAAUCCAAAAAGCUUAAAAAGAAACAAGAAUCUCCCGAGAAGAUCCACGUUACAAUGGAAUAUGAAUGGUUGAGUGACAAAAAACCAGAACAGAAAAUUGUGGUCGAUAGCACUGGCUAUCCAGAGCUAGAAACCAAUCAGAUAAUUAAACAACCGAUUGUGUUAGAAUCUAAGGGAAUGACAGAUGACCGGGCGCAGACCGCGUUUGAGACCGUUCUCGUGCCUAAAAAAAGUGUAGAAACGCAUACCAAGAAAAAGAAGCCUCAAACAAAGGGUGAGGUUAAAGAGGCAUCCGAAAAGGAAGUGAUUGCAGUAAAGGAUAUUGAGGUUAUCGAAUCAGUCGUUGAGGGUCCUACCAUUGAAAUGUACAGCGUGGAGACACCUAAAGAAUUCGAAGAGCACCAAACUAUUGACGAUCAAAAACCAAAGACCGAGAAAACAAGGCUGCCUGAAGAAGUUAAACAGGAUCUUCUUGAAGAUCUUCCAUUUGAAACAACAAUGACGAGCGUUCGGGAUAUCGAAUUUACGAGACACGUACCUAAAGGAAAGACUAAGAAAAAGGCUUUCAAGCUUGAAAAUGAGAUCCUACAAGAUAUGCAAACCAUCAUAGAGAUAAGUAAGCUUGAGAAACCUAAGACAACUCACGAAAUGGUUCUUGACAGCAGUAAGUACCCUACGCUUGAGGUUCAACCACUACCAAAAAUGCCGAUCGCAGUCGAGUCGAAAGAUAACACUUCAAGCCAUAUUGAAACUACGAUUGAAAUGGCUAUCAAAGGUAAAACAUCAGAAAGGAAAAAGCUUAAAAUGAAGCAACCUAAGGCUAGUGAACAAGCAACAAACACUGACAGGAUGAAGGACACUAAAUACGCCGGUAAAGAACAACCCAACAUUGAAAAAUUCAUGGUUGAGGUACAUAAAAAGCCUGAUAUAGACAAGGCCUCUGAAAAAUCUACAACAGGCCAAGUAGUCAAAACCGUAACGGAUGAUCUGGAACAGCCCGAGAAAGGAACUAAAAUAUUUUCUGACAGUGUUGAAGCUACAGUUACUAAGGAGGUGCCUCUCAAAAUGGAUCAUAUCAUUACACAGGAUGUGACACUGAAGUCUGGAUCUACUAGCAGGAAACCGAAGAAAAAGGCUCUAGAGCGAAGAGAAGACAUAAUUGAACAUGCGAAAAUUAUUUUAAAUACUUCCAAACACGAAGAACCAACAAGCAGUUGUGACAUAACAAUCGAGAGUACCGAAUACCCCGACUUUGAUGUUUACCAAAAGCUGAUGACUCCAAUAGUUACCGCAUGUAUUAGAGACGAGCGCGCUGAAACUGUUCUUGAGAUGGAAACUAAGCCUAAAAAAAUCGAAAAAGCAGUGAGGGCUAGCACACCUAAAUCGUUUGAUGACACCAUUGAAAAAAAUUUGUUUGUGAAACCUGGUAUUGAAGAACUCGAAGUCAGGGAAUGUGCAAUAGUGGUAUCUAAGAAACCAGAACAAAAGAAGUUCUUAGUCGAGGCUGUCGUAGAGUCUACAACGCUUCCGAAUGAAUCUACUAAGGAGGUGAAAACUCUCAAGACCGUCGAGGUUCCUGAAGAGGAAGGCUCUGAUGAGGAUAGCGAGAGAAAGGCAAAGAAAAAGCAUAAGAUACCACUAGAUCGAGCACUUGAGGAGCGACCUUUCGAACCAAGAGAAAUUAGCGAAGGAGUCGUCAUUCUCGAAUCAAAAAGUUCAGCCAAGCAACCUAAAGAGAAGACUUUCGAAAAAACCGAGGGUAUUGUUGAGGACGUCGAGAUCAUUCUCGACAGCGGUAAGCUAAGUAAACCAAAAGUGGAACACAGUAUUACCGUUAGUAGCAGUGAUCGAUUAGGCUUUGAGGUCAAGCAAUACAUCAAAAUCCGUACCAUAACAGAAUCCAAAAGAACAGAUGAGGAACGGGCAGAAACGUCCUUGGCAAUGCUCAUCCGCAGCGAGCGACCCCACAAAAAGCAAAAGCCAGAAAAAGUGGACAAACAAGAGGAGCAAGUAGUUGUAACUAGUAUACACGAGCCACAAGUUUAUGACUUGACUCCCAUUUGGAUGACUGCGAGACUGAAACCCCUGUGUGAUCAAUCGCGUGUGUAUUCCAUUUCUAAUGCUAAGGAUACCACAAUCGAUAAAACCUGGCACUAUGAAAGUGCAAAAACAUCUGCUUUCAGCAUGAAGCCUCAUAUGUUUGAAGUGCACACGCCAGAGAUCUGUAUAAAAAAGCUUCUGAGUGUGCGCGGGCUCCAGAAAAUGUACACUGAGCUAACCGGUCAAGAUGUCAUGGGUGAGACCUGGGAGACGCCAAAAGAAAUUGAUAAUCAGACUACUCCCGUAGAUACAGGCUUGAAGAAGGCGCCUAAGAAGAAAAGGGUUGUUUUCAAGGACAUCGUCCAUGAAGACGUCAGUCUUGAGGAGCAUGAAGAACAGGUUGGGCCGCAAAGAUAUGUGGAAGAAGUAUUCUUGCCACAGGAAUAUAAGCCAGAAGAACUUCCUUUGCAAGCUCCAGAAGCACCAAUUCUUGUAGAAGACAAACCUAAAAAGGAACAGCAAGUGAUGGACCAGGGUAUUGAUUCUACCGAGAUGGUAUUCUCAGAGACAACCGAUAUUACGCUGAAAGAAAAGGGCAAGCCGUCUAAGCUGAUAAGGGCAACCGAACCGAAAAAGGGUGAUGAAGAAACGAUUGAGGAAGUUCCCAUUCUUAUCGAUUCGGCAAUUGCGCCAAAAGGGCAAGAGGUUACCACCGCUCUUGAAAGCAGAAAGGCCCCCAGCUUCGAUGUAUCGCAAACAUACGUUCGACCUGUGUCUGUUGAGGCAAGUAGUACAGAAAAACAAUAUUCAACUGACAUCGAGAUGACCAAAAAACUGAAAACCCGGCUGGAAAGGACACCCAAGGUUGUUGAAGAAAAGCCUCAAGAGGAAGUGCGCGAGCAAGUUUUGUUUGAAGCAACAGAGAUAGAAAACACUGAUAUCGCUUUAACGGAGGGUGAUAAACCAAAGAAAGUUAAAAAGAAACCGUCCAUUGAUUUUGAGGAGCAGCUCGACGAGCAAUUAGUGACUAUCGUCUCAAUUGAAAACCCUGACGGAGUUCAGCACGAUAUUGUUCUUGGUAGUAGCGAAUAUCCCGAUUUCGAUAUAGAACAGGCGUACAAGACACCCAUAGACGUUAGCGUUCUUUCUCCCGAUGAAUUGGUGCGCUCUGAAGUCGAUAUGUCGCCGCGUAUACAAGAAAAACCUGAUGAACCUGUAAUAAUUGAGGAGAUUGUAAUUGAAAAGGUACCAGCGGAAAGGAAGUAUGAAAUCAUGUCAGAUGUAAAGCUCGCUUCAAAACUGAAACCGACGAAGGAAAAAAAGAAACGUCAGGAACUCCCGAUGGAGGUAGAAGAACCUCUAGCUAGUCAGCCGGUCGGAAUUUCUAUCGGAAGAUACACACAUUAUAAGACUCCUAAAAUUGCGGUCUCAAGCGACGAGCUUCCGGAUAUCAACAUACAACAGAGGUACGUACCUUCCAUCGAGGUUGAGGCAAUUCAAGAAAAAGAAUUGGAAUUCACCGAAAUUGAGGCAAGUGGUAAAACUACAACCGUCAAAGAAGUGGAGGGUGAAAAGAAAGAAAUACCAAAAGAAGUAGUUGAGGAAAUGUCUUUUGAAACGAUAGCUACUGAAGCAUCCGAAGUAACCGUAACCUUCCCGGCUAAAAAGGAAGAACCGACCAAGAAACAAUUAGUCCAAAUGGAAGAAGAAAAAAUAACUGAACAGCCUAUAGCGAUUAUUAGCUUAAGCCAACCAACGCAGGAUACUGACCGUAUCAUCGUGAUCGAAACUGUAAUAUAUCCGGAGAUUUCGACGGUUGAGCAGACGUACCAAAGGCCGGUGAGUGUCGAUUCCGUAACGCCUGAAACGCUGAAGCGGUCUGAGGUUGAUGCGCUACCGAGAAGGCCUAGCGAAACUCCUUUCGUUACAGAAGACAAGGAGACGAAAAUAGAAGAAGCUGCGCCCGAAAGAAAGCCAUUUGAGCCAGCUGCAACAGCAACGUCCGAGAUCGUAUUGGCUAAAAAGGAUGAGCCAAAGAAACCUAAGAAACGUCCUUCUUUUGCAAAGCCGGAUGAAAUUCAAGACCAGCCUGUGGCUAUUGUAUCUAUGGGUAAACCGACAGAAGAUCAUCAGUACAGUAUAGUCGUCAAAAGCAGCGAGCUCCCGGAGAUUAAUGUUGAACAGGCCUACAAGAGGCCUGUUGAACUCGACACAACAUCGUUCAAACGACUUCAUCGAAGCGAAAUUGAGGCUCGGCCUAAAAAAGGUACCAUAAGAAAGGUCUCUCCAGAGAAACAGGAAGAAGCCUAUGCUGAAGAAGAACGAUUUGAACCAUGUGAAGUUGAAACUUCUGCUAUCACACUGAUGCAGAAGGAUAAAGAGAAGAGGCCGCGGAAGCGGCCAUCCGUUCAAAGUGAAGAAGAAGUUGUCGAACAAUUAGUUGCCAUUAUCUCGAUCGACAAACUCACGGAAGAAAAAGAGCGUACCGUGGAAGUUAAAAGCCACGAAUACCCCGACUUCGAGGUAGUGCAGAGUGAUCAAAGGCCUAUACGUAUUGACUUUAUAACCCAUGAGGAACUUAAGCACAGCGAAAUUAUAGCUCCUGCAAAACGGGUGAUUGAAACUGACAUAAAAGAGGUUAAAGGCGGAGACGAUAAGCCAGCUAUCGCAGAAACACUAUUUGAGACUGUAAUGAUAGAAACCUCAGACGUCACUCUUAGUAAACCUCAGAAACCUAAGAAACCAUCAUUGAUUAGAGAAAAGGAUAAAAAACCUACGGAACAGAUGAUAGAUAUAAUAUCUAUAUCGAAACCUUCUGAAAAGACUAGCUAUGACAUUGUGGUAGCCAGUGACGAGUAUACAGAUCUCACUGUCUCUCAGACCUACAAGCGGUCAAUCGAAACUGAUGCUGUUGCCUAUGAGGAGCCUAAGCAUAGUGAAAUUCAGGCCCUUCCCAAACGAAUUUUGGAGGAUAUUCCGAGUCUGAGAGAAUUCGUUGCCGUAAAGAUCCCUGUAGAGACAACGUCUGAAGCAAUGGUAUUAUUCUCCGAUCGCAAAGAAGUAACCGAAAAACCAAAAAUGCCCGUCCCGAUUAAAGAAGGAGAAACGAUUUUCGAGGCACCGAUGACUAUAGUUUCUACUGGAAAACUUGUAAAAGAAAAGCAGUACGACAUUCUUGUGGAAAGCGAAACGUACCCUGAACUUGAGCACGUCUACAAAAGACCUGUUGACGUACAUGCUUCAACGCCAGUUGCACUACAGCGAAGUGAGCUCGAAACGACGAAAGUUGAAGAAGUCCUAGCAGAGAUUGCUACAGUCGAAAAGGUAGUGGAAGCAGAAACUAAAUUAAUUGUAGAGGGACCAGAUCAAAUACCAUUCGAACCCACGGUUGAGGAAAGAUCCGAGGUCACACUUGCACGAAAGGAAAUACCGACACGACCCAAAAAACGACCUUCUAUUAUGACUAAAGAGGAGACCACUGAGCUGCCUUUUACGAUUGUGUCGAUCGGUCAGCCAAGUGUUUCAAAACAAUAUGAUAUUGACACAGAUAGCGCGUGUUAUCCUGACUUUGAAGUUGAGCAAAUUUAUAAGAGACCUAUCCAUGUAGACUCUACGACAUCAGAAGACCUUAAGCGUAGCGAACUUCAAGUUGAGAGUAAACAAAGUGUUGUAGAGGAGACUGCUGAAGAAAAGAAGCCGAAAGAAAAAGUCCCUGAGGAAGUUCUAUUCGAGACAUUACUUACCGAAACUUCAGGUGUAAAUCUAGCAGAAAAGGAGAAACCGAUAAAACCAACGAAGAAGCCUUCUGUACAGAAAACUGAAGAGCUAAUUCAGGAAAAACCAACAACUAUUGUUUCUAUUGGGGAGCUUGAGCCUGAAAAGAAGUACGAGAUAGUUGUUCAAAGCAAAACCUAUCUUGAUAUCGAUGUCCAACAAAUCUAUUUAAGACCUAUUGAUGUAAAGUCGACUUUAUUGGAAGAACUUGAGCGUAGCGAACUCGAGGCCGAGGGCAAAUCAAUCAUUGUAGAGGAGGUCUUCGAAGAGUAUAUACCCAAAGGGGAAGUCCCUGAAAAGAUUCCAUUUGAGACAUCGGUCGCUGAAACCUUAAGUGUCGACCUAGUCCAGACGAAAAAAACAGAAAAGCCAAAGAAGAGGCCCUCUGUGCAGAAGGUUGAAGAGGAGAUCCAAGAAAAGUUAGUGAUCGAUAUUUCUCUGGAAGUGCUAAAACGCGAAGAAGUACACGACAUCACAGCUGAAAGCAAGGCAUAUCCUGAUGUGGAAGUUGAACAAAUUUAUAAAAGGCCUGUUAGUACAAACUCAGCCUUGUUGGAGGAUUUUAAGCGAAGUGAAUUUGAGAUUAAAUGUAAACCAGCCGUUGUAGAAGAGAAGAUAAUUGAGAAAGACAAGCAGCAAGAGGAGGUUCCUGAGGAGGUUCCGUUUGAGGCAACAGUAGCUGAAACAUCAAGUGUAGACCUGACUGGAAAAGAGAAACCAACAAGGACAAAGAAAAGGCCGUCCGUGCCGAAAAUUGAGGAGAAAAUUCAGGAAAAAUCAAUUACCAUUGUCUCCAUCGGAGAGCUUAGGCCAGAAAAACAGUACGAAAUAUUGGUUGAAAGCGAAACCUAUCCAGAUUUUGACAUCAAACAGACCUAUUCAAGACCUAUCGAUACCGACUCCACUUCUUUGGAGGACCUUAAACACAUGGAGAUAGAGGUCGUGCCUAAGUUAAAAAAGACAAUCGAAAAGGAAGUCAUCAUAGUUGAACAGCCAGAAGAAGAGGAAUCAGUUGAAGCGCCUUUCCAGGCUAUAGUCAAAGAAUCUGGUGAGGUGGCUUUGCUUCAAGAAAAGAGACCCGAAAAGCGGCCAGUAGCAGUAGAGCAGAAAGAACAAUACAAACAAGAAGUUACCGUUGUCUCUAUUGUAAAGCCAAAAGCAGAAGAAAAGCAUGAUAUCACUUGUAUGAGCGAAAGAUAUUUUGAGGUUGAUGUCAAGCAAACUUACAAAAGACCCAUUACUGUGGAGUGUGAUAGUAAACUGACGGAGGAAAAACAUGUUUCCAUUGUUGAGGCGGUCAAGAAACGAGAAGUGAAGGAGCAUAGGGAGUUUAUUCCUGAGGAUACGACGAAGGCCGAGAUAAAACUUAAAGAGAAGCCUCAACCGAAGGAAACGAAGCCGGAAAUAGUCGAGGAAAGAAUUAUAGAAGAAGACCGCCAUGUGAUCGAUGUUACCGUCACAAAAGAAGCCAAAAAAGGUGCUUCCGUAAUACUCGAGUCGAAGGAGAUUCCCGAGUUGGAAUGGGACAUCAGGCAGGUCAUCGAGAAAGAGGUGACUGUCGAGAGUACGGGGUACGAAACAGAGCUGAUCUCGAUUCCGUCUAAGCCGGCUGAGGUCACUAUUACAACGGAAAGCAUCGUCACGAAACCUGAAAAGGAGGAGAUUAUCGAGGAGAAAAUAGAGCUUAAGCAGCCCGAACGGCAGAGGCAAGCUGAGGAGGAGAAGCAGAUUACGAUUAUUCAGAAGGUUGAAGAGGAGAGAAAGCGGCAUGAUAUCAUCAUCCAGGCAAUAUCAGAGAAAGGUAUCACAGAGAUCCACCUACGCAAGGCACCCGAGCACGCCGAUGAAUUCACUGUCCCGAUUGAUGAUGAGUUCUGCAAAGAGUUUGAUAUUGCCCCCCAAAGGUCACACAAAUCUGACAUUUCGUUCAGUGACAUAACACCAAUGUACAUCACCACAGUUCAAGGGUUCGAAUCCGCUCAACCCAAGGAUUCUACGCAAGUAGAACCUAAAUCAGCUAAGCCGGGUCUUACGCCUUUGGCAUCCAUCUCCCUUAGCGAAACACUACUUCAUGAUACCACGAGUCCACUGCCUAAAGACAAAAUAUUCGAACUUGUCCCAGAUAAACAGAUAGACACAUUGCACACGUUAAUCGUCCAGGAAAAACAUUCUUUCGAGGAGACAUCCCCAUACAAUGCUGUAAUUCCCGAAGAAAGGCAGGCCCAGCUGGACGUUUUGUUGCAAACGCCACUGCACAUUGAGGACACCCUCACCAAUGAAAAGAUUACUGACACUACUAUUAAACUACCUGUAACUUCUCAGGCCCAGGUUGACUUACUUUCUCACAGGGCCUUGCAGGUAGUUAGAACACACUAUGACGAAAAAGAGCAAAGUAUUGAGCAAGUGCGUCCAGCUUCGAUACAGCUUCAAUCCAUUUCUAACCUCGACGUUAUGAUAACUCCGGAAAGCUCGGAGCUGCUACCAUUGCUUGGCCCUGACGAGAGGCCUUCACAGAUUGCUGAUUGUAGGCUUCUUCCGUUGAGUGCUCUUCACGUUGAAGAGGCAGUACCUCAUGAUCACGAAAACGUUUUCAUUAGCGAAGUAACUCAUUCCGAGAAAUCCACUAGCGAAAUCGUCGCGCAACAUGCGGUUAAUGUGGUACAGACGGAAUCAUCGAUGAAAGAAGGCGUCGUUGCUGAGCUGAAAAUGCACUCCGCAAGCGCUCGACCAUUACUCACCGAACUAUAUGAGACUAUCAUUGAAGAAGUUGUACCAGCUAACAAAGAAUCGGAGCUCAAAACCAUCGCGCCGAUCGAAUCUAUUACUACUUCCAACUUUGAUACUGUAAGUGCCCUGCAACAGCAGUAUAACACCGAGCUUGACUCUGAAAAGAUACUAGUAAGCGAGGAAGUCGUAGUGAAAACUGCAACUGGCAACUUCAUUGAAAUUACCAUUCCGGAGUUGAGUGAAACGGUCCUUUCCGAAUCUUUAGGCGAACAACCUGAUGAUAAAAAGAACUUCCAACAAGGUAAACUCAUACAAAAUCUGCAAACGGCGAUCAAUGUUAGUCAGCCUAUACAGGGUGAUACGGAAGCGCUUUACGUAACCCCUGCUAUGCCCGAGCAACAUUAUAUUACACCGGAGCUAAUACCACGAAUCGCACUGGAGGUCCAGGGGGUACAGACGACAGAACGAGAAGAGCUUAUUGAUGAAGUGUUUUUGCCGACCGUACAAAAAGCAGCUACUGAUGUGGCAUUCCAGGAAGCUGUCAGCGUUCUGGCAACACUUACAAGCGAAAAGGAGCUCAUACUUUCUAAGGACAAAUUGCCUAGAGGUCAAAAGGUGCAACAAAGAGAAAUCAUAGAAAAACGCAAGGCGGCCGUGGUGACAAUCGCUACAACUAACGAAAAAGAGCUCAAUAUAGAAGAUUUUGUUUAUGACACGCAUAAAGCACUUCCGGACGUUUUGGAACAGACCGCGCUAACGGUAAUGCACGUAUGCACAGAUGAAAAAGAAAAUCUGCACCUAUCCCAGUCACCUCAAGCAGACCGCGCGCAGUUUGAUUUUGUACCUGUUUCACCGUACGAAACAAGCGAAACUAUUGCGACAGAAACGGAAUCCGACUUUACUAGGGACAUUAUCAAAGCUAAAACUGCCAAAAACGAGUUCGAGCUUCACAAAACUGCGAUUCACGGUGAGCAAAUUGCCAUUGAUAAAGAAACGGACUUUGUUUUAUUGGAGUUGACAGGUAAGAAAGCUAAGCCUAAGUUGAGUCCCCUUGAACCUUUAGAUGUUGUGCAGACUAGGCCGCAGGAGAUCGUUGGCAAAUUCGACAUUCAACCACCAGAAAAUGUCCAUGCUGACAUUGAUUUCGCUGAGCGAAUCGCUCUGCAGACUAUACAGACCGUAAUUCAGGAUAGAGAGGGGACGCUUGAGGUAUUUAAGCCAAACGAGAUAAGCGCUAAAAAGGUGGGGCUGGAGCUCACUCCAGUUGAGGUUCUGGAAAGCUUAGGUUUUUGUCAGGCAAAAGAUUAUGUUCCAGAAAAGCCGUUAGAGCAAAAACCCAACGUUGAAUUGCUGGAAAAUCGUACGAUGUAUAUUGAGGAGAUCAUUUGCAUCGAAAGGGAGGAAGGUUGCGAACCUUUGAAGCCUGUGACACAGCAGAAAAAUUUCUCUAUUAUUGAGAGCAUGGCUACUGAGGUGACCCAAGUUCAGGCUGAUGACAAUAUUAAGCCCCGCAAAAAGGCCGAACUACCAGAAACUUCUAAGGUUGAAAUUCGUUUCUUGCCCAAUAUUUCCUCAGAGUCAUUUGAGACGAGUCAGUACGGGACUACCGGGACCUUGAAAGAUGUAACACUUGAUAAAUCUCAAGCUGAUUCCAUAUUCCAGCUCUCAGAAAGCGCAAUCUGUCAACAAGUUGAAAGUGCAAUAAAAGAGGAAUAUUUACCAAAAUUUAUUGUCCCCGAAGGCCAAAAUCUUUGUUUCACUAUCGAUAAUGAUCGCUCCAUUGAAAUACGUGAGAAUCAACCCCUUGACAACAUUAGCGAUUUCAUUAAAAAAGAUGUUGCAAGCCACCACGCUAGUGUCGAUAUUGAAAUUGCAAAGGCGCUUGAAUCGGAAAUAACGCGCAGCAAUGAGAAAGAGGAAAUUUUAGAACGGAAAAAAGCAAACGUGACUCGAAUCCGCCCUGCGUUAAUGCUUCAGGAGCCUUUGUUGGUGUCUGAGUACCACAUGGAUAAGGAAGGCAUCUUAGAGGGCUCGCCAAAGCCCGAGACACAGAACGUCACUGUACAACGCGUGGUAUCUGUGGCUCGCGGAGUUGCUGAAACGCUUUUAUUGGAAAGCGAGAGCGUAUCGAUUGUUGAAAAGGCUAACGAAAAAACGCUUGUCGGUGAGCUGAUCCUUGCUCAAGCGCUCUCAACUGAGGCAGUCCAGCCAACGGAAAGCGAAAUAGUUAUGUCGCACCCGGACCAGCCAGAGACACGAAGGGUAGAAAAGGAUUUCAUCCAUAAACAACCCAUAGUUGUUCAUGAAGUUACCACCAAUGAACUUGAAGGAGGCUUUGUUGUAUCAGAACAACUUACCAAUAAGGUGCAGCCGCAAAUUCUUCAACAAGGUGCAGUCGAAGUGCGUGAAACCAAAAGCCUUGAUAUGGAAGGCGCAUUGGACAUCGCAGAAAAAAUGCCGGAACUUCAGGCUCAGCCGCAACUCAGCGAGAUAUCAGCUGUUAAUGUUACCGUUCAGACAGCCCUACAGGGAGCACACACAUUCGACGUCGUUCCCCAGGACGCAAGUUCGGCAGUAAUCGCUCCUGUGGAGGGCCAGCGUGUCGCACAGAUUCACAUACAGUCCUCAUGUGAGUUGGAGUCGGGUCUUGAGGAAUUCGUAAUACCCGAAACCCAUAAGGUGACAACAGCUCCUCUAGAUGUACUUCGAGUAGGCCAAGUUGAACAGGUUCAGUCAUUCCUCAAAGAGGAUAUAUUUGAUAAGUUGAAAGCGGACGAGAAAAAGACCAAAAUUGAACUGCUUCUCAAAGAGGCAUUGAACGUUGACGUUGUCCAGUUUAUGGACAAAGAGGAGAGCUUCAAAAAGAUCCUCGAACACAAGUCUGCUAAGGAAGUCCAAGGUGUGCUGGAAGCAAUGGAGGUCUAUGCUAUUGUUCAAGGGAAUAAGGAAGGUGUCCUUGAAAUUCCAGUCAAACCCGAUAGGCAUAAUAUACAACAACGCGGCGUUAUUAAAGUGUACCAUACGUCUGAACAAUUUGCUGUCCAGCCGAACGAGGCCGAAGCCAAGUUCGCUGUUGCAAAACCUCAAACUAAGGGAACUGAAGUGUCAUUCGACUUCCUUGAGCCCACAACGAUUUCCGAGCAGAUUUUGAUAGAAACUGAAGUUGUUCUACCGGCUGACGUAUUUCCCUCUGUUUUAAAUGCUGUUCCUGAAAUAAAUCCACUUUUCUCGGUAAAUGUCCAGUCCUUGCUCGUUGCGGAAAAAGAAAACACACUUUCUCUAACAAAGGCUAUUGACAAGACCGCUAGCGUAGACCUCAUUCGUGAACAUGCACUUGAAGUUGAAUUUGUCGCACCGGAUCACAGCACUCGAUCCUUCGAUGUAGUUGACGCAGUGACUGGCAACGCUACGGCAGAUCUAAUACCACAGUCUGCUUUGGAGAUCAAUUCCACGCAGUCCGCGUCUAAGGAAGGUUUGUUUACAGAAAAACCGGUAUUAGCAGCCAAUAUCGCUCCAUACUUAUCGGGAUCGCUAUCAGGAUUGACUGUUAUGCAGACAACAGCUGAUGAUCAGCUAGGGACAGUUGAGGAAUUUGCGCCAGCAGAAACCACGGGACAUAGAUUAAUAGAUAAACAAACACCUGUUACAGUAAGAGACCUCCAGUCCGGUGAAGUGGCUCGCGUAGAGGCCUUCGAGCUUAAAUAUAUCACAAACAAUGCUGAAAGCAAUCUUCAAACUUCAAGCGAGAUAGCUAUUGUCGAGAAUGUCCUCGCUGAUAAGGAGGAUUCACUUAAAGACUUUGUUCAGCGAGACACAUCUAUUUCAGCUGUAACUAUAGAAAAGACAGAAGCUCUCGGUGUGACGAUCAUUCAGACCGCUGAAUUGGAAUGCACAAGGGCAGCUGACAUACAACCAAUCACUCUGCAAGCUUCAUCUGAUUUUUUGCCACAAAUUGGCCUGGGUGUUGCACAAACAGUGCACAGUGUUGAUACUGAAGACCUGAAAAUUGAACAACCUGAACAGGCUAAGCCAGUAGGUUCUUUUACAAGCAAACAUCCGAUUCAGAUCACUGAGGUUGUUGCUGCUGAUUCCAAGGACAAUUUACAGCCCGUUGCCAAGAAGCCAGCUGUACAGGCCAAAGGUUCGAUACCAUUCAGUGAAAGCAUUGAAGUAAGCACCUGUCAAUUAGUCCAUUCGACUGGAGAUAUGGUAGUUUCAAAAGUGAUCACAGACACCGUCCGACAAGAUCUACUUCCACAAAAUGCAAUCAAUAUAGACAGCAUCAUUCUAAGUGAAAGGCCAGUAGAUUUUCUGGAAAAAGCAGUUGUUACAAAAACGUGCUUGGAAGGCACCAGCGAAGUUAAAAAGCAUGCCUUCCAUAUUCAAGAAACUAUUUUGCAGGAUAGUAAGGCUGAUUUCGAAGUUACAGUGCCUUCUAAGGCGCAUGCAGAGCAAGAUCUUCUUCUAUUAGAAAGCUAUCAAACGUCCGAGGUAACAGAGGCACAAAAGGAAGGUGACUUCCAAGCAAUUGUACCGUCAGAGCGCAAAUCCAAAAUUGUUAUUCCUACAAAGGAACAUAUGACAGUGGCACAAACAAUCGAGCACGAUAACACCAAAAUCCUUGAACAAGUAAAGCCGUACACUAGCGCAGCAGACGUUUUGGUUGAAGAAUCCAUCGGCCUUGACAUUAAAGAGGUAAUCCCCGGUGAAGGUGAGUUUAUCCUUGACACCCAAAUAUACCCACAAAUGCAGCACGCACAAAAAACAUUCUGUCAGCUUGCGCACCUUAAUGUCAAUCAAGUAAUUGCCGGCACUGAGUGCAGUGAUUUGCAGAUCCUUGAUUUGCCUGCUGGCAAAAAGGCACAGCUGGGUUUUGUGGAGCACGAAACGCUCGCACGUGAGGAGGUGGUGCCGGCUGACAAGCCUGGGCAUUUUAAAUCUGAACAGGUAGCACACAACACGGCCAAUAUCAAUCUAAUCGCAAAAAGACAACUCGUCAUUGGACAGACAGUAACAUCAGAGGCGGAGGGUAGCCUUAUGCCUGUGCAACUGCCCGAGACUAAGACCGUAAACUUCUGUGUGGUGCUCCAGAGCGGCCUGACUGCUGAGACUGUGAUGCCCUCAGAACGCGAAGAACAACUGACCGCGUACUGCGAACCCGUUACGAAAAAUGCUUUAGUUGAUCUUUCUGUGCAUGACCAUUCUGUCAGUGUGUGCAUGACCUCCACAGCAAGUAAGGAGGAAUCGUUUGCGGUCGACGCGGCGCCAGAGAGCACGGCCGACGUCGGACUGGUUCCCCAGGUGGCCGUCAACGCAUUUGAGGUCACACCCCAAACCCGCGAGGGCGAGGUAGAGACAGCUUGUUGGGAUAAGGGUCGGGCGCGCACUAUGCUUGACGUGCUCGAACCCUUCACGACCACAGAUACAGUGGUGAUCGAGACGGAAGGCGCGUUUGCACCUUGCCAGUUGCCUGACGCACAACACGGCGUAGCCGAGCUGUCUCUGCCGAGCUAUCGGUCCCUCAACGUUCAACAGGUGACGCAUGCGUACGUCCUCGGCGACGUUGUUUUGAAACGCAUAGAAGAAUGCACGACCUCACUCGGUAUCCUGCCUAAUCAGCCCCUAACAAUUACAGAGAUGGAGGGUCAAGACCAGUUACGGGAGCUAAUCCAGGAUCAGCCGGUGAGCAAGCGAGCUAACCUCUCUGUCAUCGAGACUCAACACAUCGGCGUCCGCGCUGAUACAGUUGUUCACACGACCGGAGAGUUCGUUUCGAGUAUUCUACCGGAGCAACACCAGGCGCGACCUGAGCUGUUGGCCCAAAACACGAUCGCCAUCGAACAGGUAUCGAUAGCUGAAUAUGAAGGCCGUUUUAGCCCUGACAAGCCGCUUUUACAGUCCGCCACCACAGACCUAACGAGGCAUCACGCUGUCGCAGUGUCAGAGAUGACGCCCGUACAGAAGGAAGAAAGCUUCACGUCAGAGGAGCUUCCGUCAGGUCGCUCAGUUGAGGUCACUAUACCUGAGUAUAGCGCUAUCAAUGUGACCGCGACGGAAACCACUGAAGUUCCCGAGGAAGGAGUUACACCCCUAUAUAUGAAACCAGAGAAUGCUAAAAUUGCCCUUAUUCAUCAGGAGACAGCUCAGACCAUUAUCCCUGUCGUUCACGAAAAAGAGCUUGAGUUCGCCAAAAAAGAGAUGCCGUUUGAACGUAAUGUGCAACCGACCGUCCAGACCAAGCAGGCACUCGAAGUGCUUGAGGUUGGAUCUCUUCAGAAGUCUGAGAUUCUUCGCACGCUUCCUGUGCCUAAAGCCAGUGUUGCUGAAACUGAAAUAAUCGCUAGCACAACUGUAGCCGUUACAGAUACGGAAGCGAUUAACACAGUGGGUACCCAUGAACUUUGUCGUUUACCACGUGGGGAGACCGCUGACAUGAGUAUCCCGUGUGCUGAAGCUGUCUCAGUGAUUUCUGUCGAAUCCAGCCAAAAAGAAAAUGUCUUUAUUUCUCCAAAGUUCCCAGCCACCAUCGAGGCUAAGUUUAGUGUCCCAACUCGAGAUCACGUGUUUGUGCGAAGUAUCGAAUCUGCAAAUAAGGAAGCGCCGCUUGAUACAUGGGAGAUGCCAAUGACCUUUGAGGCAAAUACUUCCAUGCCUGUAAAUACAGCCGUUUUAGUACAGCACACUGCCUCUCAUCAUAAAGAAGGUGAAAUGAAAGAUUUUAAGAGGCCAGCAGAGCAGCGCCUCGAAACUGAACUAGUUAUGCAGGCUCCACUUGAAAUACAGGCCGUUAUAUCCGCAAAUCGUGAAGAUAAGCUUGAACCUGAUGAGGCGCCCAUAGAAUUUACCGCUGACAUCGCAAUGAAAUUGUCCGCCCCGCUUCACAUAAUUGAAACAACUUCACAGGACAAAGAAAAAGAAUUCGCCCGAGAAGAGCCAUAUUUUGCCACCGCGAAACGCGAUAUCUCGCUUUCAGCCAACAUUAUGGUUCAGCAAAUUGUCCCCGAGGAACGCGAAGGUGGAUCACCCGAAACGCUAGUGAUACGCCCACAAGAGGCGGAUACCUCGUUCUCUACACAAGAGUCACUGCAGGUGACCCAACAGACGUUGCCCAUAGCCGAGGAAGAACUUCGGCCUAGUCAACUACCUGAAGGCCAGAAAGCUCAGCAAGACCUACUACUCCAUAAAGAAGUCAACGUACACGCUGUACAGGCCAACAUAAAGGAGAUCGCUAUGGCGCCAUUUAAAACACCAGAUACUGUCCAUUUAGAUUUUACUAUUCCGUUGCAUGAGCACACUACAGUUCAACUUGCCACAUCCACAUUUUCUGAGGGAAAAUUCGUUCCUAAAGCAUUGCCCGCUACGGAAGCUGUUAUUUCUCGAAUGACCACAACACAGCAUGUAACCGUGAGCGAAACAGUACCAGCCCAACUUGAGAGUGAUUUGAUGCCUGAUAAGGCACCAAUCAGCCUAAGUGCCGACGUUAAGUUCUUGGCUCAGAAACACCGCAUUCAAUCCGAGAUUAUCAGCUGUGCCACGUCCGAGGAUUUCACAGUCUCUCCCGAAAAAACGUCAACUGCUGGAUUUUCUGUGCCCACUGAUGAACAUAUCGUUAUCCAGCACUCUGCUACUCUUCAGAAAGAAACCGAGUUGCUCGAGGAGAAGCCCAGAACGUUCCAGCUUACCGAAUUUAGCGUUCCGGAACAGCAAGCUAUUAUUUCAGAGGAGGUCAUUCCUGCAAAUAAAGAGGCACUUUUUUCAGAAGACAAAGUGCAGAAGAGACGAGCCGCGGACUUUUCAAUUCCAUUUGAAGAGAGCAUAAUUGCUACACAAAUAGUUUUGGCUUCUAAAGAGCAGGACUUGCCUGAAGAUGUCAAACCUUUCAAAGAUACAGCUUUAGUUAAAAUACCAUUUGACGAGCAAACUUUCAUUGUUGAAACCAUCGAAACUGUUGCUCAGGAUAAGGAGGGUGAAUUCGCUAGCCCUAAACCUCCAAAACAAGGUGUUGCCGAUCUAAGUAUGAUCUCUCAAGAGCACAUUGGCGUCCAAGAUGUAACAAGCGCAUUGAAGGAAGAAGAACUGGUGCCUGCGAAGAUACCGGAAGGCAUACAGACGAAUUUCACCAUUCCGCUCAAAGACCAUGUUUCCGUUACAGAAAUUGUGUGCAAUACUCAAGAAGAGGAAGUUGAUUUCAAGCCAACAUUUAGAACUGCAUCUGCUUCGCUUGGUUUCACUACAGAAAAGCACAUAAUCGUAGAAGAGUCGAUAGAAAAUCUUAAAGAGAGCGAAUACACGCCGGAUAAGCUAGCCCCUACCACAGAAGCCGCUGUAGAGUUUGAAAGGAAAGACCACAUCUGCAUUCAGGAAACUACGAUUUUGGCUGAAACCGAACAGUUCGAGGGAACGCCUACUAAACGCAAUCAAGCUGCAUUCAGCGUAUCCAGCCAAGAGACGGUUCAAGUGGCUGAGGUCAUCACAGAAGAUAAAGAGGGCGAAUACGUCCCUGAAGGAUUACCAGAGAGUCGACAGGCAGGAUUCAAUCUCACAACUCAGGAAACCUUUGCUGUCGGCGAAAUUACUGCGCAAGAGAACGUUCCUGAAGGUCUUGAGUUGAAGGAACCCAUCAGCAAGACAGCAAAAGUCUGGUAUGACGCCCUAAGUUACAUCACAGUUGAGGAAACGCAGCCGACUGACAUAGAGGACGUCUUUUAUGAUGCUGAGGCUCCAACAGAUACCGCCCACAUUAGUAUCGAUUCGAAGAAGCAUAUCGUCAUUCAACAAACUAUCUCUGAAGACAAAGAAGGCGGUUUUUACCCAGAACAACGUAAAGCUAACACUGCCUCCGUUGUAAUUGGCAGCUUCCAGCCUGUUAUAGUACAGAAGGUGACCACUACCCAAGAAACUGAAAAGCUUACCCCCUUAAAACUGCCCAAAGGAAAAAAUAUCGAAAGUGCUAUCAUUAUGCAAGAACACUUGUCGAAGCAAGAGGUGGAAACGGCUCAGAAGGAAUCCGAAUUCAUUCCCAAAGCCCUGCCUGAUUCAGAUAAAGCUGACUUUAGUGUGGCAACAGCUAAACAUAUCUCUGUAUCAGAGACAGUACAUAACGUGGCAGAAAUCGAACUUCCCGCUGAUGUAAAACCUCUAAAAGGUAUAGCUAAGGUUGAUCUUGAAUCUCAGGAGGUCGGAAUCAUUGAGGAGACUGUCUUCAUUAUUAAGGAGGAGGAAUUUGAAAGUACUCCAACACCAAAAAUGUACACUGCGGAUUCUAGUGUGCCUUCAUCUGAGCAUGUGAUCGUUCAAUCUGUCACUGCCCACAAUAAAGAAGAGACGUUGGCUAGCUUCAGAGCUCCUGACAGUAUUCCAACUGACUUCUCAAUUACGGCUGCCGAGCACAUUGUCUCACAAGAGGUUUUGUUUUCUCUUAAAGAAGACGAAUUACAACCAGAUAAGAAACCACAGGAAAAUGUAGCAAAUAUGAGCGUUACCUCUGACAUCCCAAUUCAAGUUGUAUCCACAAUGUUGCAGGAUAAGGAGUGUGAAUACACCCCUGGUAAGCUUCCAGAGGGCUUCCAACCCGACGUUGACCUUAUCUUUUCGGAUUACGUUUUUCAAUCUGUCGUUGUUCCUGAAGACCGCGAGCAUACUUUGGAAGAUGCUCCAAAGCCAAAAACGGGUAGUGCUUCCUUUAGCGUCGUUUCAAUCGAGGCUCUUUUGCAGCAACAAACUGAAGCAACCCUUAAGGAAGGUCUUCUUAGAGAUUUCCAGGUCCCGGAAGGCGUCACUACUGAGUAUGAGAUCAUUCCAGUUCAACACACCAAAAAAGCACAGGUAGUCUACGGAGAGAAAGAGGAUGAGCUUCCUGAACAGAAGCUGCCUACCUUUAAGCAGACGCGCCAAUCGUUCGUUACAUCCGAACAUGUUGCUAUUACGGAAACUGAAGUUGACGAACGCGAAUCGAACCUGCAGCCUGAGAAACCAGCGACUCUUUCCAAAACUAGCUUUACCAUCGAAACAGGCGAAACUUACUCAGUUGAACAGGUACAGCCUGAGUAUCGCGAGGAAUCGUUCGAAGGUAAAUAUGAACCUAAGGCGGCUACGGCCUGCGUUAAUAUCACGCACGAGAAGCAUGUCCAGGUGACUGAGGUAACUGGUGAGAAUAAGGAAGACGAAUUCGUAGCCCCCAAACAACCAAAAUCUGCUAACCCAGCAGUAUCGUUUGACACUCGCGAGCAUAUUAUGGUUCAGGAAGCUAUGACUUCGUUCGAAACAGAAAAAUUGCCUCUUUUUGUCAUGCAAACAAGUGAAAUAGAUGUUAAACUAACCGAAAGCCACCACGUCCUCGUACAUCAAACUAUUACUGAGGUGACAACAAAGGAUCUCGAAGAGAAGAAGCCAGUAAGUGAUAAAGCUACCGAUCAUAUCGAAAUUGCCCAACCAAUCGAGAUUAUUGAGCUCGUUACUGAUUACGGAGUAAAACAGCUUCCGGAAAUGGAGAUCAUCGAAGCGACGGCAAGGACAAAAGAACAAAAGAGCACGAAGGGUGUGACGGUUACUAUCGAAGAAGAGGAUGUACCGGAAGAAUCAUCGGGAGUAACAAUAAAGAAAACAGUUAAGAGAAAAAAAUCAGUCAGAUUUGCUGAAGCCGGAGAUGAACAGGUGGAACAAAUAACCGAGGUGCUUCAUACAUUUAGGCGGGACGAACAGAAGGUUGGUCCUGUCAUUGAAGAAGUGUCAGAAGAGUUCGCGGCAGGACCGCAACCUACUCCCAUCGUCGAAGAGGCUGAAGAAGAAACGCCGCUCGACAGUAAGACCAAGGCAACUAUCGCCGUUGAAGAAGUAAUUGGAGAAAUUACGCCAGUUGAGCAUACGUAUAGGAUUACAGAACCAGAUGAGCAGGAGGAGGUUCAGAUAUCCGUUACCGUUAAGAAGGAUAAAAAGAAAACUCCAAUUACUGUGGAAUCUGAAGGUGCGCCCGAGAUGACUAUAACCGAAAAGAUCGACCAGCCUGUUCAGAUUCUCGAGGAAAUCGUUCAUUCCGAAGAAAUUACUCCAGAAACGGUAAUAGUUGCUACCAAAAGUGCGGUCAAGAAAGAAAGUCGCCAUAUUACGCUCGAAUCUCAAACUGUUGAGCUCGAUCUUGCCCAAGAAACCCAUCAGGAGUUUGCUGUUCUGUCAGAAGAAAUGGCUGAAAUGUACACAUCGCAAGAGGUAACAGUGAGUCGCAAAAUAAAGAGCACCAAAGUUCAGCCGGAGGAGCCCCACGCAGAGACCCAAACUGACAUCCUGUUAAAGCCAAAGCCUAAACCAAAAGAACAGAUGCCUACGGACAAAAAAGGAGAUGAACAGAAAGAAGAAACCGCUAUGAUCGUGUCAGUCAAAAAGGAACCAGAAGAAGAAAAGCCGAUUGAAAUCGAAUCAGUCGUCAGUGACUUUACCAUUGCUCAAGAAGUUAAGCGCGAAGUUACCACCGAAACGAUCACCACAUCUGACGAGAGACCUGCUAAGUUUACAAUAUUAACAAAAACUAAACCGAAGAAAGAAUUAACACCUAAACAAGAGGAGCUAACAGGUCAAAUAACACUAAAACCGAAAGCAAAAGAGAUAUCGCUGCCUAAAGAAGACGACACAGAAAUCAAGGAACCUCAAUUAACCGUAGAAAUACUAGAUAGGAAAAAGUCUGACCAGGAAGUUCUGCCGGUUAAAGUAGAAUCAGUUGAAGCCGAGUUCGAUGUUACCCAGUUUAAGGUGCAGCAAAUCGAAGAAACCUCGGGUGUAUACCGCGAAACGACCAUCGAAGUCGCAAGUGAAGGUGAGGAUCGCCCACACGAUUUCCGUGAAUAUAGUACACAAAAACUGCAUGAGAUUGAAGUUACGCAAGAGGAAUUUUCGACAACCAAACCGCUAGAGGACGAAACAGAGGAGGCGAAAAUAACGUUCAAGAAAAAGAAGUCCAUUCCAAAGAUUCCCGAAGGAGAUAAAGCAACGAAAGAUGAUCGAAAAGAAGAUACCACCGCUCAAAUUUUGGCGAAGAAAAAGCCAAAGGAUAAGCAUCCCAUCGAAUUGGAUUCUCAGUCUGUUGAGGUUACAGUAAUUCAAGAGAAGCCGAAGACUACUGAGAUCGUAUCAGUCGAUAAGCUCAAAAGAGAGCUAGAAGAUGAUAAAGCAGUUGAAAGUAUUAGCCUCAAGCCCAAAAAGAAGGAUUCGCUUAAACCUAGUGAGGACAUCCGAUCUGAAGAAGCGCCAUCGGUUGACGUUGCUAUUCAGAGGAAGAAAGAUGAGACUCGACCUAUUGCUGUAGACUCAGAAGGAACGUCCCUAGAAAUAACGCAAAAGAUUGAAAAGACGCUUACAGUAGAAUCGUGGGAAACUGCACAGAGCGUAGAAGAAGCACCGUGCACUUACAAGGAAUUCUCAGUUGAGAGUGUCUAUGAAGUGCCAGGCAAACCUUCGGAGCUAGCAACGGUAAUCUCAAUUGAGAAACCGGGAGAAAUGGAACAGAGACCUCAAAAAGCCGUGUUGACUAUUAAAAAAGAAACUACUCCAAAGGAAAAAGACGUAGAAAUCAAGAAGACUACUGAUGGCGUAAGUAUCCGCAAGAAGAGCGAGGAUGAACCGAUUGUAGAAAGCGAAGCCCUUUCGACUGAUAUCACUGUCACUCAGGAUACACCUCAGUCUGUAGUGGUCGAUAAGGAGGUGCUUAAGAAGGAGAUGCCGACGGAUAAGGUUGAGGAACAAACUACCAAGAUAAAACUACGCCCUAAGAAAAGGCCCUCCAUUUCGGCUGACGUUCCUACGAAGGAAGAGGAGGAGAGUGUUGAGUUUGUCAUUCGAAAACCAAGUAUCAAGCCUGAGGUCCAGAAAGGAAUAGAGGCAACUUUAACACAGACUCAAGAGAUAAAAACUCUCGAUGUCGAGGCCUCGAAGGAGAUCGCUAUCAGAGAAGAAGUACCAACUGUGGAUGAAGAAAAACCCUUAGAAGCCACUCUGAAGCUACAGAAAAAGAAAUCAAUUUUGGAAGAAACGCCAAAGCAGGAAGAGUUCACCUCGGAAGCUAUUGACAUUGAAGUCACUCUAGAGUCGGUUCCUGAGCCUGCUCCUACCGAAUAUGAGGAUACUAGUGAACUAAUAGUCCGAAAGCCUGAUGAAAAACCUAAGCCACGUGAGCCGAAAAUCAUUCAUAAAGCCCCUGAGAAGGAAGUUGUACCUAAAGUCCGAAGACAGCCUGACGUCAUUCGUGAAGAAGACUCAUACGAAAGUGAGGGUGACGAGCAUGGUAGCGAGCCGGAGGAAGCCGGUGAAGACUUUGUGAUAGAUGAAACUUGCACGGUACCGAUUCGCAAGUCUGGAAGAAAGAAGAAGGCCCCCGAAGAAGCACCAGAAGAGGCAACUGAGCUUGUCAUAGACGACUCCAAACUCGGCUCCGAUGCUGAUGUUGUCAGCUUGCAGCUAAGCGUUCAGAAACCCGGCGUUGAGGAGGUACAGGCGCUUGAAGUAGUUAUGAAGAAGCCCGCCGACAAAAAGGUUGAAGAACAAACGGAGGCCACUAUCCAAAAGCGAAGGCCCACGCUGAAGGUCCAAAAGGAAGAGGAAGCUAAGGAACCUGUAACUGUGAAGCUUGAGCAAAAGGAGAGUCAGCCAUCAGUGGAAGAGACUUUUGAUGAAGCGGUCGUACAAAUUCCAACUGAGGCUCAGCCGGAGGAAAAAACCGACAAAGCAGCUGAAGAAAUUACCAUUGAGCAACCGACCGUAAUGGAAUUGGAGCCACAAACGGUGACGAUUAGAAGGAAAUCAAUAGUGUCUGAAAAAGAUAAAAAACCAGAAAAGGAACAGGAGGCCGCAUUUAAAGUCAAAGCUAAGCCAAAGGAAAAACCUGAAGAGAUAGAAACGGCUGAAGCAGUAACGGUAAUAUUUAAAAAGGAAGUUAAACCAGCAGAAGAGGUUUCUAGCGAAGAAAUUAUCUUGAAACCUGAGAAGAAAUCAAAGAUUGUAGAGGAAGUUGCAGCUGAAGAAAUCACAAUUAAGAAGGCCACCGUUAUCGAAGAAGAGCCCCAGAAAGUUACGUUGAAGAGGCGAAAGUCCUCUGCCAAGCCACUGCCCGAAGAACCUGAAAAAGAAAUUGAAGCCGUUUUUAAAAUAAAACAAAAACCAGACGAGAAGGUAAAAGUUCCAAAAAAAGUAACCGACGAAGUCAGUGUCACUUUGCAAAAGAAGCCAGAGGUCAAGCCUACCGAUGAAACUAUUGAAGAAAAGGUGAUCAUUAGACCUGAGGAAAAGAAGGAAAUUGUUGAAGAGGCAGAUAAAAUUACAAUAAAGAAGCCCGUUGUUGUUGAAGAAGAGCCACAGAAGGUAACUUUGAAGAGACGCAUAUCGUCUGCCAAACCGCAACCGGUAGAAGAGAUUAGCUUGCGCAAACCUAGCGUCAAGGAAGAGCCAGAAGAGACAGAAACGACUAUUUCAUUACCACAUAAACCUGUCCCCACGACAGAGGAGGCCGUCAGCGAGGAUAUUACAUUCGAAGUCAAACAAGAAAAACCCGAACCAGUGGUCACAGAGGACACUGCCGCAGAAAUGACCAUUAAGGAGCAUGUCCUUCAAAUUAACGACGAAGUUGUUAUCCGAGAAGUUGAAGGCGAAGUCACUAUAAAGCAACUUGUGGUUGAAGAGAAGGCGGCUGAGGAAAGGGUCAUCUUAAAGAAAAAACGAAGGUCAGUGACUUUUGCUGAGAUGGAAGAGAAGCCGCAAGACUCGGAGGCCGUAUUUAAACUUCCGACGAAACCAAUUGAAAAAAUGCCGGAAGAGGAAACUGAAAAAGUACAGAUUCAGCUCAAACCUAAAGAAGAAAGGCCGAAGCCUGUAGAAGAGGUGGCUGAAGACAUCACUAUUCAAAAACCUGUUGAAAAGGCUCCUGAACUGAAAGAAGAGGUCGAAAGCGUGCAACUAACAAUUAAAAAGAAGGUUCUACACGAAGAAGAAGAGGAAAAGGUAUCAAUCAAGAAGAAGAGGAAACCUUCGAUUACCGUCGAAAGAGAAACGGGUACUAAAGCUUCCUUUGAACUUCUCACAAAGACGGAGGAUCACAAAGUGCCCGAAGAUACUGAGGGCAGUUUCGAGAUCACUGUGCCGUCGAAGAAGCCAAUCAAACCCGAAGAUGUCCCUGCGGAGCCAGCGAGCGCUGAUGUAACCAUUGAACGAAAGCCUGAGAAGAAGCCUGUGGUAGAAGAGGCAGCUGAUCAAAUCACUAUCAAGAAAAAGGUCGCGGUUGAAGAAGAGGAACAAAAAGUGUCGCUCAAAAGGAAGAAAUCCGUUACAGGUGAUAUAAAGGCUGAAUUCAAGAUUGAAAAGAAAUUUGAAGAAGAACCGCAGCCCGAGGACACAAAGACGUCAGUGGAUGUUAUAGUCAAAUCUACAGUAGAUUCCGUAGAUGCCUCAUUCCAGGUUGUGGAGACAAGCCAGCACGAAGCCAUCGAAAUGACUUUCGAAGUCACCCAGGUGGAAGAUAAGCGUCCUCGGCAUUUGGAAGAGGCAUCAGACGAAACUAAGGUCAUAAUCAAGGAUAUCAAAGAAGCGACAACAGAAGAGGAAUCAGAAAAGGUCACUGAACAGUUCCUAUUCAUUGCGACAACCACGUAUAUCUCAGAAUCUACCGAUGAGCUCACAAUUGUUGAAGGCGAAAAAGUUCGCGUUAUUGAGAAGACUUCGCAAGAUCAUUGGCUAGUCAAAAAGGUUCUCACGAAGGAGUCGGGCCUUGUUCCACCGGACAUACUCAAAGAAGCCGAAGAAUACACGCAAUAUCUGAAAGAGGUACUUGGGGAGAAAAUUCUACGUCUUCCAACAUUUGGACGCGUUCGUCCCGGUGAUGAGCCAACUGCCCCACGCUUCGUACGUCCUCUACAACCAAUUGCAGUGGUUGAUGGACAACCAGUUCAUAUGGUCGCCCAGGUGAGCGGCAAUCCUCGUCCCACGAUCACGUGGUUUAAACAGACGCAAAUUCUCAAGAGUACAGAAGAGUUCACCAUAUUCUACGAUGAAGAAAAUGUGACAACUUUGUACAUACGGGAAUCGUUUCCGGAGGACUCAGGCACCUAUACGGUAGUAGCUAAAAAUAUUGCUGGCUUUGCCUCAUGCUCGGCCGAACUGACCGUCGAGGAACCAUUCUCUGAUCAUGGAACGGAUUCGGCACCGACAUCACGCUUUACGUUGUCGCGUACACCGUCUCUGGUGUCUAUGUACGAUGCGAUUCCGCCCGUCUUCGGACGGCUUCCAGAGAAUCGUGUCGUUGAGGAAGGCGAUGAACUUACAAUUGUCUGUGUACUGUCUGCUGCACCUGAGCCUCACGUGACGCUGUGUCGCAAUGGCCAACCGGUGCGGCCGGAUCACCGGAUCACACAAGAAAUGACGCAAAAUAAUGACAUGUUUUGUGUUACUAUUAGGUUUAAACAAACUGUCGUUGAUGACAGCGACAGCUACGACCUAGUUGCGCAGAACUCCGAGGGAGCCGCCCACGCCAAGUUCACUUUGACCAUUACCGAAAAACCGAAAGAUGUUGACGAGCAACCCAAUUUCACUCAGACAUUCCCUGAUCAGGUCAUUUCAGAAGGAGACACACUGCGUCUUGUCGUUAAAAUAACCGGAAAACCAAAACCGAUAGUUACCUGGUACUGUGACAAAACCAUUAUUAAGGAGACACGCACCACCAAAAUCACUGAAGAGAAUGGAGUCUUCAUCCUCGAAACCAAUAAAACUACAUCGAAACAGAGUGGCGUCUAUAAGGUCGUGGCUAAGAACAAACACGGCGAAACAUCGACGUCGGCCAAAAUAACUAUUCAAAAACGCGAAGUGAAAUUCGUUGAGAAGAUCUCAGACGUUGAGGUGAAAGAAGACACAGUGGCAAUGUUCGUCUGCCGAAUCAGCCAUGAAGAUGCCGAAGUAACGUGGCAUAAGGACGGAGAGAAGAUUGUAGAAUCUGAAAAGUACACGUUCAUUCGGGAGAGUACCUAUCGCAAGCUGGUCAUCAACGACACAAACAUACGCGACGACGGCGAAUACACGGUCGUUCUUGGGGAGCACGAAUGUUCCGCGGAUCUUGUCGUUACAGAGUUACCGCCGCGUAUCGUGUCCAAGAUGGCCAACAUGACCGUGGCUAGAGGUGAAGAAGCGUGGUUCCAAGUAGAACUUACCAAAGGUGACGCCUGGGUGCGUUGGUAUAAAAGCGGUAAAGAGAUCAGGUUUACUGAAGACGUAUCAGUCAUUAUUGAUGGCAAACGACAGCGCCUCGUCAUUAAGAAAGCUGAAUACGAAGAUGCUGGAAUCUAUGCUUGCGCUGUUGGAGAUCAGACUUGCAAAGCGCGGCUCAAGGUUGAACCGCCAUCUGUCGAAUUCCUUGCGCGCCUUCCCGAGACGACGUUUGUUCACGAGGACACCGACGCUGAGUUCACCGUUUCGUUGUCAUCGCCUGACGUUGACGUUAUAUGGAUGCGAAAUGGCGUACCGAUUCCCGAGGACGAAAGAUUCCGUUUCAUCCGUGAAGUGCGUGAAGGCGAACAUGUUCGAAAGCUUGUCGUAGCUCACGUGGACCGUGAUGACAUUGCUGAGUAUACUUGUGUAGCUGGCAAUGUACGCACAACAACCAAAUUACAGGUGGAAGAUACUGAGACUGAAUUUACCCUUAAACUCCGUGACCUUGUCGUGCGCGAAAGCGACACAGUCUCUCUACUUGUCGAGGUGAAUCGCGAGACGAUGGAAGUGCACUGGAAAAAAGAUGGCGAAGAAGUCGAGCCGUCGGAUAAGAUGAUCAUUACCACUGAGGGCAAAAAUCGCAAGCUAAUUAUUAAAGAUGCCGCGGCUUCAGACCAAGGCGUGUACUCAUGUGUCAUAAAAGAUAAGAAGUGCUCGUCAACCGUGAAGGUUGAAUGUCCACCGAAAGUUCGCACAGAACAACGCGUAUUUACAGCUCGGCGAGGUGAUCAACUCGAGCUAGUUGUUCCCUAUACUGCCAUUCCUGAACCCGAUAUCCUCUGGACCCAAAAUGGCAAACUGCUUAUUAGCUCAUCAACUGUCAAAAUCCAGAACGACACCCAGACGACUACGCUCAUCUUCCCUAAGAUGGACCCAGCUCAAGUUGGCACAUACCACUUGCGUCUAAAGAAUAAAUGGGGCGAAUGCAGUCAAGACUUUGUGGUAGUGAUGCUGGACCGACCCGAACCGCCUCGCGAGCUGAAAACUUCGGAAGUAGGUUCCGAUUCAGUGACACUUAGUUGGAAGCCCCCUGAUCACGACGGAGGCGCACCGAUCACGAACUAUCAGGUUGAGUACCACGACCGCAACACCUCCAAAUGGAUCGUGUACAAAACACGCAAACCCAUUACUGAGACGUUCGUUCGUGUGCAAAGCCUCAACGAGGCACACGAUUACACAUUCCGUGUCAGCGCUGAAAACGACGUUGGUCGAAGCGAGCCGUCCCAAAAUAGCGAAUACGUCGAAACGCGAGACCGUACCGGCGAUGCCCCUGCCAUCUUAGAGCAUCUACCCGACGAAACUCACGCUCGACGUAAUGAAGUUGCUGUGUUAGUGUGCCGAAUCGGAGGCCAACCCCAACCCGAAAUUGUUUGGUUGAAAGACGGCGCCGACUUGAAAUUGUCACGCCGCAUGAAAGCCUGUUUUGAUGACCAUGUGGCUUUGCUGACCAUUACCGAUAUCACGGAAGACGAUGCAGGCCUAUACUCCUGUCAUGCUACCAACCAGUUUGGGAAGGCUUCGACCGUCGGGUGCCUUGCCAUCAAAGAGCUCCCGUAUGCUGAAUUUGACAAUAAGAUGAAGUCUGUCCGCAUUCAAAAGACGAAAGAAUACCUACUUACAGUCAAGACCUUCGGCUAUCCUCCUCCGGAAAUCACCUGGCAGAAAAAUGGCUUCCUACUGAAGGCAAGCCAAAAGGUUCUAAUCUCGACUACCGAAAAGUCCUCUACGCUCAUUGUGAAAAAUGUAGACGCCGAUGACAGUGCCGUGUACAUGCUAAAACUGAAGAACGCAGCUGGUGAGGCAUUGUAUAACUUCAGACUGCGUGUCCUGGACCGACCUGGUCCGCCGGAACCCCCUAUCACAUUCCCCGACGUCAGUCGUAAUCAAGUGACCCUCUGCUGGAAUCCUCCAAGCGACAACGGUGGAUCAGAUAUUACUAAGUAUGUGAUAGAACGCUGUGAAGUAUCAUCGCAGAUCUUCGUCGAAGUCGCGCAAAGUGUUGCGACGGCAUAUCGUUACGUCGAUAAAAACGUCACUGAGAACUGUGAGUACCUCUACCGCGUGAGCGCUGUUAACGAAAAUGGCAUUUCGGAGCCCGCUAUAUCAGAACCCAUUAUAGCUCGUGCCUCGUACGGUAAGCCGUCGGCACCUCAGAAACCGAUUACAGUGCGUGACGUUAAAGACACUUCGUUCUCUCUCGGAUGGUGUCCACCGGAAACUGAUGGCGGAUCGCCCAUCAUCGAGUAUACUAUCGAAAAAAGGGAAGCCUCGAAGAAAGCAUGGCAAUCCGUCGGCAAUUCGGCCGCCGGUUGUCACAAUAUCCUUGUCUCCUCUUUGAAAAAAGGAACAGCGUAUCACUUCCGCAUCACCUGUCGCAACGAACUCGGCUCAAGCCCUGCGCUUAGUACCGACGAACCAAUUAUCGCCGGUCAUAUGAUUAAGCCCCCGAGCGUACCCGAAGGACCGCUUGAAACAAGUAACAUUACCAAUAAAACCGUCACUCUCUCAUGGCGCCCGCCUAAAGAUAACGGCGGAGCCGAACUGACGGCUUACGUCAUCUGGAAGAAAGAGCAAUCCGCUACUUCUUGGACCCGAGUCAUGACGAUUGACGCAAAUCGCACAACGUGUCUUGUUCAGCACCUUAGUGAUAGGUUUACAUAUACGUUCCGUGUAUGUGCUGAAAACAUUGCUGGCCCGUCAGACUAUCUCGAUUCAAUGCACAUUGUGAAACUGAAGGCUGCUGCCGAUCGGCCGACUCCGCCAACGGCGCCACUUGAGUACUGCAUCACUGGGCCCACCUCAAUGGAUAUUGAGUGGGGCCGUCCUGAAUCUGACGGCGGUUCCCCGCUUACGGGCUACGUGAUAGCUAUUAAGGAUAUUCGACGGCGAAUGUGGAUGGAAGUGGCCCAGGUCGAUGGCGAAACACAUCGGCUGCAUAUAAAAGAGCUUCAAGAGGGUCGCGACUACCGAAUUCGUGUGUUUGCGCGGAACGAGAUUGGACUCAGCGAGCCGCUUGAGAUGGACGAGGCUGUUCGAAUUACUCGACCAGAAGGAUUCACGGGCGAAACAGCCCACGACGACCGUACGCCCUCUGCCAGUUUCACGAGCGAAACAAGCAGUUCGUGGAUUCGCGAUCAUAAUAUCGAACCGCUGCUGCGCUCGUAUACCAAACAUAAACUAAAGCGGCAAUAUGAGUACUUCUUCAAGUUAUCUCACUACUCUGAGGACCUUUUCAAAUAAUAGCUAAUUAGCGACUUUAGAUAUCAAUUUUCGGUGAUAUUAGCUGAUACGACGACUAUUAAUAAACGGUCAACAAAAUAAGUGAAUGCAAUAACACUGUCGGAACGGAAACCAGCAGGGCUUAGUACAACGUUUUAGUCGAGACUCAAACUCCCGACCUUUCGGACUCCCUAAGCCGCGUGUCGCCUGGACCGCUUUUCCUGCCACCACAGUCUGCUCCUAACAUAAUUGACUCAAGCCAUGAUCAAACCGACAGCCAUCUUCGUCCACUUUUGUCUAACUAAACGAACGUCGAUCAUCAAAGGCGAAGCCAUCUAGCCAAGAAAUUAUACGCACUUAAAUUUCUACACUUUUGAAGCUGCUUUGGACUAAAAUCGGGUUACAACAAUUGGCGUCCUAAACGAAGUUGUAUAUAUCUAUCUACGUGCCUAGAUACGUUGUGAAAUAAUGACAGCCGUUAUAAUGACAGUCUGAUGUCGUGCCAUACCCAUUUUACUGACUGAGACUUCAGACUGAUAAGCCUUGCAAGGGCAAAUCUCAGGUUAACCGUUGUGCCACCCUCCUUUACCAUCACUUAACUGUAAUAUAUGAAAUAAACUGUACAGAAGCAGUCCUCUCGGACAUCGUAACGAGUUUUGCAGCCGAAAAUCUAAAAUAGGCUUUGUUGAAAUUCUACAGAAUUCACUCACACGCAAUCUCAAAACGAAUGUCAACGUAAUAGCUACCGACCGAUAGGGUAAACCACACAGGACGUCGGCCGAAGCUUCAUAUCGGGCUACCAUCUACAUGCCCAAUUAAAUUUCCGUUUGAGACACACUUAAAUCCAAUAAUAGGUUAUUCAUUUAUCCAAAAGGUGCAGAUUUCAAUCGUCUUCUUCUCGAUGUCUUGGCACUUUUCCCUUCAUUGAAAAAGUGUCUCAAGUGGAACGAUGACUCCGGCGAAAAAUGCCGCCAGCUAAAGCAAUGAUACCCGUUCAAAGUAUGUGUUAAGCAGGAGAAACAUUAGGUAGGUAUAAUUGUAUCAACAAAACAAUACGAAGCGUUCAUGAUAGUAAACAAAAUGUUGUAUUAUUAAAUAAAAAAACAAUGUAAUUGAAUACUUUGUUUGGACAAAUCCCGCUUCUACAGGCAAUCCUCAACGUCAUUUGGCGUGCCUCAGAGGUGGGCUUUCUUUAAACAAAUGCUUCCAAGGUUCAACCUCAAUAAUAUUGGCUAUAAUAAAUAAUACGACUGUGUUUAU